UUGCAAGGAUACCUACUCAGCAAAGUACAAACAGAAUCAGCACAGACCAGACACCUGUCUUCACCAUGAAGCUAAAAGGUGCCUUUGUGUUCCUUUCCCUGGCAUUUUGCUGCUUCAUUUUAGGCGUCACCACUCAAGGUGGGAGUCAGCCUGACUGCAGUAAAUACAAAAAUCCAGAUGGAACCUGGAUAGGAGGCUGUCCAAGGAACUAUGCACCAGUCUGUGGAACAGACGGCAUCACUCACAGCAAUGAAUGUUUGCUGUGUGAAAAAAUCUGGGAAACUGGAGUCCCCAUUGGCAUAAAGCACAGAGGAGAAUGUUAGCACAAUGGAUGAAUAAUGGAUGAAUUGGUGUAAAGCACAAAUAGGAGGUGUUGUAAUACCUCUAAGCAAAGACAGUCUCAAAUCAUCCUGUGCACCAGGGGUUCCUACUGGCUUCCUUGUGUCUUAUGUUUGUUCAAUAAAGUAAACUAAAAGGUU
Chrysemys picta bellii (western painted turtle) is the source of this 479-nucleotide messenger RNA. RefSeq names its product serine protease inhibitor Kazal-type 1-like. Gene Ontology annotation, molecular function: serine-type endopeptidase inhibitor activity; protein binding. Lineage: Eukaryota; Metazoa; Chordata; Testudines; Emydidae. The record is from RefSeq and is a predicted model, not a curated record.